Molecule: messenger RNA, 4934 nt
Organism: Hyaloscypha bicolor E
Lineage: Eukaryota; Fungi; Ascomycota; Leotiomycetes; Helotiales; Hyaloscyphaceae
Exons: 6
Coding region: 1-4656 (1551 amino acids)
Source: RefSeq, a predicted model, not a curated record
AUGGGACGAAUUCUUAGCGAGCAAGAGGAGCAGCUGCAACUAUUCAGCGUUUUCCGCCACGACAAGGGUCGCGUAGACAAGCUCAGAAGCUUGGUGUCGAAGAAUUCGCAAAUCAUCCAGAGCGUGGCCUCCAACAUCGCCAGCGCAGCGAGCACUGCAUUCCCGCCAAGUUCCGCCAUCUUGACAGCGUUCAACUACGUGAUGAAUGCCUCCAAGGCAGUGUCAGACGACUACGACAUGAUCGUGCAGUUCUUUGAUAUUGUGAAUUCCUUCCUCGAGAGGGUCUCCAUGUUGGAGGACCGGAUGCCGGAUAUGAGGCCGUUCCAAUUACAUCUUAUGAAAGUUUUCAAAUCCUUAUUACUUCUAUGUGCUAUUGCGAGAAAGUACCGAACUUCUCAAGGCCGGCUCAAAAAGUGGGCGAAGGCCCUGGUUGACGGGAGUGAUGGAAAACUUCAGGGCGCCUUCCAGGGUCUCCACACGCAGCUGGAGAGGUUUGAAUCUUCGACUCAGAUCGCAACUUUAAGAACAGCAAUCGACUCCUCAAGAAAACUGGAUUCAUAUGGCAAGGAAUUCAAGGUCAUCCAAGCUGGUGUGAGUCAGACUAUCGACUUGGGGCUUCAGGGAGUUGCUGUCGGCCAACAAAAUCUCGCCCAAGGACAGCAAAUCCUGGCUAUGGAGGAGCACACCUUUUCGGCGCAGACUGACAUGAUGAAGAGAUUCGAGAACAAGCUGGAUCGGACCAUGAAGAGCCAGCAACCGAAGAAUAAGUUAGGGGGCGAUCAGGUAAUCGAUGCUGGUGCAAGAAAGUCGGGUGCGUUGAAGAAUCUGGAACAAAAGUUGCGUGACGAUACGAAGAGCCAGUUGACGGACCUUGAGAGCAAUUAUGUUCGAGGAACUUUCGGGUGGCUAGCCAAAUCGAAGAUUUACCAGGACCUUGAGGCCGGUUUCAUCUUACUGCCCCCCCCCCCCGGAAUGGGAAAGUCGAUGAUCACAUACGCAACUGCUAGUGCUCUGAAGGAACAGUUCGAUGGCGAUUCACAAACAUCGAUUGCCUUCUACUUCUUCCGCGCGGACGAUGACGACGAGUCACGCUCUGCUGAGUCCAUGUUAAAAUCAUGCGCGUAUCAGGUGGCCGCUCAUGACAUCAGAUACCGCGAGGAGGUGAAUGCGGAAUUGCAGCGGGACGAAUCCAGGUGGAUCAAGGACGCAUCAAAUGCAAAGGCCUUAUGGCGACGUUUGUUUACAUCCAAAUUCCCGAAGCCUGGCCGCAAGGUUAUUCUUCUUCUCGAUGGAGUCGACGAAGCCGAAGACGACUCAAUCAAGAGGAUUAUAGACAUCAUCAAAAAGCUCAAAACAACCGAGGUCAACAUACAGAUCAUGUUCAGUAUCCGUUAUAUUGACCACAUGUUACGGAGGCUCAACGCAAUUGGCCGAGAAGCGCCCAUCCUCAAAGAACUCGAGAAGCUGCCAGAUAAUACCAUCAUGCUUUAUGGCAUGCUCCUGGAAGACUGUCAGCGCGAUCGGACAGAUGCAGACCGAGACCUUCUUCGAAGGCUCUUCGCCUGGAUUGCGUAUUCAAGAGAGCGACUUCACAUGGGGUCAGCUAAAAGACUGCUCGAGUAUAUUGCAAAAGACAACAGAAUCGUCGUCGAUGAAGAAGUUGAACACAAAUCAGCGAGAAUCCUGCGACUGUCAAAUGCAACGUGGGCGGACUCGUAUGAAACAUAUGAGAGCGACCACGACACGGAUAAGGGUGAAGACGAUGCUAGAAGCGACGACGACGAGGAUAUGUCUGAAGAUAUGGAUAUAUACCUGAGCUUCCAAGAGCGCUCUUUGCGGGAAUACUUUCGUGAGAAUGAACCCAAUCCGGACAGUUUGCGGAGCGCUCCCUCAAUAGGGAAUAUGAUGAUGUUUGAGGCAAUCGCCGCAAUCCUGACAACUCCAUCAAACAUAAACAAAGGCACGCAAGCCGAGGAGAUACUUCAGUUUUAUUGCAGCUCUCACUGGAUGAAACAUCUACAAGAGAUCAAGUGCGGUGAACUCAAUGAUGACCAAGCCGCAAAUGUGAUCAACAGUCUGUACGCCAUAUUAUCCAACCGGGACAACUCUCUAAGAGUCUUCGAACAAAACUGGAGGCUGGAAGGGCAUACCAUAUUUGGUACAUCCGAAGAGCAGGAAAAGAAGGCUCUAGAUGCGCUCCACGAAUGGGCGUCAAGAGCGAUUCGAAUCAGGUCAUCCGCUCUUGCCCCCGGCGCCACGGAUUGGAUACGACCCCUAAUCCGUAACCAAGAUAUUAUCUACAUCAGACUCGCAGAGGCCCAUGUGGCCAAUUGGUUCCUUGGCGCCCAAGAUUUUUGGGGCGCCUACGCGUCCUUUCUCUUUGCCCAUGCCUCUCUUGAACAUGGAAGGGAUAUGCUAAAACAUAGACCAGACUUGCUCAACUACUUCGAGGAGAGGAGCAAGGCAGGAGACAGUGGAGGGGACAACAUCACGGCCGAAUCGAUCCGCAUCGUCUCGAAAUCCUCCUGGCAGAUGGAAAUGAUCAUGACCUCACAAUCUUACAGGGCCAUUGGCAUGGCCAUGCUAGCCAAAGGUUUCCAGAAGCCCAGUUUAAUACAGUUCGAUCUCAGCCUUCAAAACGCGGAUGAUAGCCGGGACAAAAUCCUUGUGUAUAGCAAGAUGGCUGAAGUGCUCGUAGACCUGGCACACCUUGCAGCCAAGCGAGAGGAGGAAGCGAAGCCAGAGAAGGAUACGAACAACGUGCUUGGUCCCAAGACAGACGCAACCGACCCAAAACAGGAAGAUGGAGAUCAGCACCGCAGCGAAUCAGAAGCCCUUAAUUCAAAUACAGGUCUCACACCUCAUCACGAAUCCGGCGUCGAUGCUUCGCCGAAUAACAAGGACGAGACACCGAAGGUAGAGGUUUCCAGCAAGGAAUGGAUUCAAAGGGCGUUGGAUUGUCUAGCCAGUGCCCAAGAACUUAUCCCAAAACUUGAGUAUGACGGAGAUCCUGACUUAGACAGGGAACUUAACAAUGCCGUCAGAAGCGUGCAUGCUCAGCUUGCUAGGGCGGAGUUGAUACAAGGAGACACAGAACAUUUGGUUUCGCACCUUACCGAAGCGAUGAAGGUGCCAAAGCAUAAAGAUAAUCUAAUUCUCUAUCUCUUAGACAUCCCGGAAGUCUUCAGGCAACUGGCCAAGAAGGAACAGUGGUCUACCAUCAUGGACGUGUUCAACCUACUGCCUAAAGAGGACCGACUUUAUUUCAUCUGGUUUGAGGAGGACGAUGAUCACCUUUUACAUAAGGCUGGGAAGAUGACUGACCAGUUUCAACUUGUGGUCAGCGCGUACAAGGAUGGGAUCAGAAUGCUUCAGAGCUGGGAAGCUAUAGAAAUCGUGAACCAGUUUUUCCUCCAGCUUGCCGAAUUCCACCGGACGGUGGUAGGAGGACCCGAGGCGUUGGCAGAGGCGAAGAUCAUUCUGAACAAAGUGCUUAAUACAGCAAAUGAUUCGCAAGUCGUUUCCAAAGCUUCUUUCCAGAUAGCCGACAUCCUUGUCGAGGAGUUCCGCGCGACACGCGACCCCUAUCGCAAGAUCGCUGCCCAGGGCGACAUGAAGAUGCUUGUCUCAAAGGUGCGUGAAAACAUGAGCAUCGAUUUCGAUGCAACACAGUCACAGACCACGAUCCCGCUUGCGUACAUGACCCGAAAGUUAGCGGCAUUCGAGUUCCAGGAGAAGUUGAGGGAAACUUUUUUCGGUUGCUACGAGCUUCUCACGGACGCGACGAUUAGCAACGACAGCCAGAGUCUACGGAUGUUAGCUAAGGUCCUAGCAUACGUACCUGGCCUAGAACGCGAUGCAGAGAUCGCCGCGAGCUGUCAAUUGUACAUAGUGGAUAAGGAGGUUCAAAAGAAAGAAAUGGCGUUGGAGGACUCGGAGCAUGAGAGUGAUACUGACGACGACAAGCAAAUUGAGGAUUCUGGAAAUGGCAAAGCUGAAGCCGAGGACAAAAAGACGACUAAUGACGAGCCAGAAAAUGUGGCUAGUGUUAAUAGCAUAAAUGGUGUCGACAGAGGGUUCAAUGGACACAAUGAAGAAGGGUCUGACAAGCCAGCUGACGUCAACGUUGGUGAGACGAAGUUGACUAGUGACCAUAAAGAGACGGGUGAGAUGGACAAGAAGCCCAACGAGGAGUCUAGAAAAGCCGAUACCGAGGAGAAGCUGAAAGAAGGGGAAAGGAACUCGCAGGAAAAUUCUGAUGACGUGGACGACAAACUCAAAGAAGAUAAUGGAGAUCUCGACGAGAUACAUGGGAGCAUCAGCUGCAAGAACUGCAAGAAAUCGGUGACGAACUGGAAUAACGGAGCCGUGUAUCUCUGCUACUACUGCACCGAGCUGGACCUAUGCGAAGAAUGCUACGUAGUAAAGAAGAAACGCGAAAGCGGAGAACUGCCGCCCGAUUGGCACACGCUAUGUCCGUCUGGCCACAAGCAUAUCAAGGCUCCGUCACCGGGUUGGAAGGGGGUCAAGGAUGGGGUGAUCUGCUUCGAGGUGGAAGAGAAUAACACAAGGUUCGAAACGUGGCUAAACGAGUUGAAACAUAGCAAGUGGAAUACGGCUUGGGAGACGUUCUGGUCGAAAGAAAUGCAGGAGUAAGGACAAGAUGGAAGAGGAAAAAAGGAUUUCCUACUCUACUCUAAUCGUCAAUCAAUCCGGCGGAAGCUUCUAUGCUGGAAGAGGAGCGGGUAAAUCCUUGGAGCUGACACAUUUCUUUCAUUAUUAGUUAUCCCCUUGGUACUUGGAGCUCUCGGGAAUUUCUCAAGGAAAGACAAGAACGGUGUCGAUUCAUUUUAAUUCGCUGGAAUAGUGAGUCAAAUAUCAAAGUAUUUACUGCUCGUGAUAGUCUCUAAUACAUUCUUCUAAACACUUUCAAU